This is a messenger RNA of Lizanozyma spartinae, 1302 nucleotides long. It is a transcript of the gene SSU1, whose product is annotated as TDT family transporter. The transcript has a single exon. Gene Ontology annotation, molecular function: sulfite transmembrane transporter activity. Gene Ontology annotation, biological process: sulfite transmembrane transport; transmembrane transport. Bases 1 to 1302 code for a protein of 433 amino acids. Gene Ontology annotation, cellular component: plasma membrane. The record is from RefSeq and is a predicted model, not a curated record. NCBI's taxonomy places the organism in Eukaryota, Fungi, Ascomycota, Pichiomycetes, Serinales, Debaryomycetaceae.
AUGUCAACGUUAGGUACCCCAGGAAUAUAUGAAAGAUUAAUGGAAGUCAUAGACCAGAGGUUGGUCAAAGGAUUUCACCCCGCAUUCUUUGUCCCCAUCAUGGGAACAGGGAUUGCUAGUUGCAUCCUUUACAGAUUCCCAUAUCCCGCCGAAUGGCUCAAAGUUUGCGGAGUAAUCAUGUUUGGGUUUGCUGUGUUCUUCUUUCUCACUUCAAUGUUCUUCUUUACUUGGUCAUGUCUAAAAUAUAAGGGCUAUUGGUCUAAAUUCAAUUCUGAUACAGCUAUUGCUCCUUUCAUGGGAUGUUUGGCUAUGGGAUACACCACCUUAGUCAAUUUUUUAUAUUUCUUAACCUUGAAACGUUGGAUAAUAGGAAUAUAUGUUCUUUGGUGGAUUGCUGUGUUGAUGUCAUUAUACUGUGCAAUUGUGGUGUUCUACUUUGCAUUAAUUGCAAAGAAACAUGGGAAUCAAAAUGAACUUGACCCUCGGAACUUGCAUUCAGUACUUUUAUUGCCAAUAGUUACAUUGACUGUGGUUGCAUCAUCAGGAGGAUUAUUCCUACAGGAUUUGCCCACGCUUAACUUGAAGAUUACUACCAUGUUCUUCAUUUAUAUUCUUUGGAGCAAUGCUAUAGCAUUGGCUACAAUAAUUCUUGCCGUGUACUUCUGGAAACUUUUGGUGUAUAAAGUUCCACCAACCAAUAUGGUAUUCACGUCAUUUCUUCCUAUUGGUGUAUUGGGCCAGGGGGCUUUCGCUAUAUUAUUAUUUGGUAAGAAUGCAGCCACUUUGGUAGCGGACCAUACAGAUACACUCAUCACUUCUGAUCACAUUCGAUUCUUAAAUGAAGUCGGCAUUAAAGGACUCCAAAUCUCAGGAAAUGAUUUAGGAGCCAUUCUUGCAUCUAUAUUUGUGUUUAUCACUUCUUUCAUUGCAUUACUACUUAUAUCAUUUGGAUACUUUUGCACAGUCAUAGCAAUCAUAUCAUGUUUAUCCAAAAUCAGACCAUUUACCAAGAACUAUAACCGGAAGUUUGCUUAUCAUCCUCAUGAUACUCAUAAGUUGAGGGGUCUUAUCGGAUUUAACCGGUCAUUUUGGGCCAUGACUUUCCCCUUAGGCACUAUGUCCCUAUCCAACACUGAGUUAUCGGUGUUGUUUGGCGAUUGCAACGCUUUCAAGGUUGUGGGUGCAAUGUAUGGAACUUCUCUUAUCGUCAUUGUAUUGGUUUGCAUUGGAGGGGUGGUGCACACUGGGAUCAAAGAUAUGACGAGUAUCAUUAGCCCCCCUCAAGAGAAUUCAAAAGUAUAG